UCCACAGAAGUGAGCUUUGCAGAGAAGUCGGCUUGCGCCGACCGGCGUUGUCAGGUGCAUAAUCUGACAAAAAGUGUGCUGGUCGUUGAUAGCGCUGUAUUUUCAUAUUCAUAGGAUUCAUAGCGUAACACAAUAACGAUCGUGGCCCGAGCGUCUAGAGCAGGUUAAAUUGACUCCGCUUCAGUGUUGUCAUGGCGCCUCCUCGCAAGGUAAGAACCGCUGCGGAAGAAGCGGAUCGUAAAGCUGCGCGAGCGGCUGCGGCCAGGCAACGUCGGGCACAGCAGAGCGACGAGCAGAGAGCAGCACAAACCGCAGCUCGCCGUCGACGCCGGGAGGACUGUUGGGUUCGCUUGCGGGAAAACUACGCCAAAAGACGUCGCCGCGAAGACCCUGAGGUGCGUGCUGCCGAAAACGAGGCGCGGCAUCUUCGCCGCGUAGAUCCUCUUGUGCGUGCUGCCGAAAACGAGGCUCGACGACUCCGCCGUGCGGAUCCUUGGGUCCGCGCAGCUGAGAACGAGGCCCGAGAAAUCCGCCGCGAAGACCCUCGAGUGCGCGCAGCCGAGAAUGAGGCCCGUCAACUCCGCCGUGUGGAUCCUUGGGUGCGUGCAGCCGAAAACGAGGCUCGACGCCUUCGUCGCAUGGAACGUGAGGCCAGGGCGUUCCGACAAGUGGACCCUCAGACAUCAUCAGCGAAUCUGGCAGACAUAAUCAGCUUGCAGUUGUUCAAUUUGAUAUCCUCGGCCAGGCUUGUUCACCGUGCAGCGGCUGGAUCAUCAAUGUCUGGCGGCGACGUGACCCAGCAGCUUGAGCCUGGAGUCUUCACUGAGCAUGAGGGCGAUCCCAUGGUCUCUAUUUCAGCUCCCUCCACCAGCCACAAGGAAGAGCCAUGUGAGCCAAGCGACCCCUGUGCCGGCUGCCAUACAAAGACUGGACGUGAGUACUACACAAAACUGAUGUGGAAUAUCAGCGUACAAGAUGCUGUAAUUGCCCACAACAUCAUCACCGUGCAGACAAAACCAAAGUGCGAGAGGAGCAUCUUCAGGAUACCUCUGGUGAGACGUCCACUCGGGACGGACAAUCAACAUGCGAGGAUAGCCACGAAGAGCACCCAGAUGACCAUGAAGAUGACGCAUAGCGUUUUAACGCAGACAAAGCCAAAGGUCGGUACACGGGACUGCCAUAUUUUACGAAGUAUGCCUCUGUGUUUUUUUCUUAUUUGUUCUUUUUUGCUCUAUAUCCCCUUCGGGUGCUAAUUGAAAUUCACGUUCUGGGAAUGUGGAAAAUUAGCAUGGCAUGUUUCUAAGGCACUCCGUAUUACAUUCCAAGAAAGGAAAUGAUGAAAUGUAUUGUUUUGUGCAAGUUUCAGUAAUUGAUAGUAAUUAACAUAUAAUUAAGUUGAUAAUUAUUAUUUAAUCAGUCAGCAUAAACAUUUGCACAAAAAGAAUUAAGUAAUAGACCCAAGUUGGAAUACAUUUUGUUUCUUCAUUGCUUUCAUUUCAAGCAAAGAACAAAAAUGCUCUUGACGUGGUUCUUGGAACUCUGCACGUCAACUGUUGGUAGAACUUUGUAGUGUUGCCAGCAAAGUGAUCCUCUGCAGCGUUUCGCAGAAUAAAGAAGCUAAACGACCAGUAUUGGCUCACUUCGAAAGGUCGCAUGAAUGCCCACACUGCAUUUCAAGUCAUUUUAAUAAACACAUGAUACGUGGUGCGCCUCUAAAUUUGAUGUGUGCAAUUGUACACGCUGCCGCUGAAUGGGAUAUAUUCAAAAAGAUCAUGCGAGAUUGCACGGUUUUAACUGAUGUAGUGAAAUUCCAGUCAUUGAGUAGAAUGCUCAGAGGCAUACAUUAUGUGUGAUAAUAAAUUUAAAUGAUUAAUCUGGAAAUUAACAAAAUUCCACAAAUCAAUUAUUUCAUAGCAGUUCAUGAAUUUCAGUCAGAUUGCAAGGCACGUUAACUUGGACCAAACUCUUAUGAUGGCACCGAUUUCGAGUAUAUCCAUGGUAACAUUAUGCUAGUAUUUCAAUUAGUACCAUUUAAAUGUAAUGCUAGUGCAUUUUAUUGCUUCCUUUUGAAUUAUUAAAUUUCAAUACUAGUGUUGGGAGUCGGUACGCCUUGUGUACUCCUAUGUUGCAGCUUGUGAAUUGCAUUGUACGUAAAAAAAUUAACUUAAACGUAUAACCUAAUAAAAAUCAAACAGGUGUUAACUAUGCAUUCCUACUUUGGCAAGUAAGGUUCAUCUAAGCUGAAGAACUGCGGUUUUGCUAUCUUCCAUAGGCAUUUUAUGCAAAAUCUUUGUAGGCUUAUAAAAACAAAUACCGUUCAAAUGCGAAUAAUAGAUUUCAUUUCAUGUUAAGCUGACUUUUUCUCUGCCAUUUGUAAAGUGCUCAAAUUUUUUUUUAUCUUGGAUUCUGCAAUAAACUCUGGCAUGUUUCCUGUGUGCGUUUUUCCCAAAGGUUUUCUCUGUACAUCAUAAUUUCUAUUUUCAAAAUUGUAUCAAGGAAUACAAGGUUUAUAACUGCUAUUGCAAUAAAAUACUUGAUUGCAAGUAUGUUUCUCAUCAGAAUGAAUUAACUUUUAUUUUUGGUUUGA
Molecule: messenger RNA, 2587 nt
Organism: Rhipicephalus microplus (southern cattle tick)
Lineage: Eukaryota; Metazoa; Arthropoda; Arachnida; Ixodida; Ixodidae
Source: RefSeq, a predicted model, not a curated record